GACCUGAGCUGAGAUCAACAGUUGGACACCCCUACAUCUGAGACUGCCCUAGCCAUCAUGGAGGUGGCUGAGGUAGAGAGUCCUCUGAACCCCAGCUGUAAGAUCAUGACCUUCAGACCCUCCAUGGAGGAGUUCCGGGAGUUCAACAAAUACCUCGCGUACAUGGAGUCUAAAGGAGCUCAUCGAGCGGGUCUUGCAAAGGUGAUUCCUCCUCGGGAAUGGAAGCCAAGGCAGUGCUAUGAUGACAUCGAUAAUUUGCUUAUUCCAGCACCAAUUCAGCAGAUGGUCACAGGACAGUCAGGACUGUUCACUCAAUACAACAUCCAGAAAAAAGCCAUGACAGUGAAGGAGUUCAGGCAGCUGGCAAACAGUGGCAAAUACUGUACUCCAAGAUACUUGGAUUAUGAAGAUUUGGAGCGCAAGUACUGGAAGAAUUUAACUUUUGUGGCACCCAUCUAUGGCGCAGAUAUUAAUGGAAGCAUAUAUGAUGAGGGUGUGGAUGAAUGGAACAUAGCUCGCCUAAAUACAGUCUUGGAUGUGGUUGAGGAAGAGUGCGGUAUUUCUAUUGAGGGUGUAAACACCCCUUAUCUCUAUUUUGGCAUGUGGAAAACCACAUUCGCGUGGCACACCGAGGAUAUGGACCUCUACAGCAUUAAUUAUCUCCACUUUGGAGAGCCCAAGUCUUGGUAUGCAAUACCCCCGGAACAUGGAAAACGACUUGAAAGACUAGCUCAAGGUUUUUUCCCAAGCAGUUCUCAAGGGUGUGAUGCAUUCCUUCGCCACAAGAUGACACUGAUAUCUCCCUCAGUACUGAAGAAGUAUGGUAUACCCUUUGACAAGAUCACUCAGGAGGCUGGAGAAUUUAUGAUCACUUUUCCAUAUGGCUACCAUGCUGGUUUUAAUCAUGGUUUCAACUGUGCAGAAUCUACAAAUUUUGCUACAGUCAGAUGGAUUGACUAUGGGAAGGUUGCUAAAUUGUGCACCUGCAGGAAAGACAUGGUGAAAAUUUCAAUGGAUAUUUUUGUGAGGAAAUUUCAGCCAGACAGAUAUCAGCUUUGGAAGCAAGGAAAGGAUAUAUACACCAUUGACCAUACAAAGCCUACUCCAGAAUCCACACCUGAAGUAAAAGCAUGGCUUCAGAGGAGGAGGAAAGUAAGAAAAGCAUCCAGGAGUUUCCAGUGCACUGGCUCUUACUCUAAGAGGCUUAAGAAUGAGGAGAAUGAAGAAGUGUCACCUACAGUCGAUGGGGUGGAGGGCCUCACCCCUGACCAAGACCCAGAAGACCUCAAGGUCAGUGAAAAAUCAGAAGAAGCAGUGAAGAUGGGAAACACAGAAUCUCCUUCAGAAGAAGAGGCUUCCGCUAGCAGGAAGCAGUCAGAUCAGAAUUCACUGGAUAAUAUCAAACUCUCAGGAAACAGCUGCUUAAGCACAUCUAUAACAGAGGAAAUACAGACUAAGGAUGACCAAGCCUAUGGUAUAAUUCUACCUUCAAAUCCCAGUGAAGCUGAUGAUUCCCUAUCUUGUGACUAUGUGACAUCCAAGGAAUCAGAGCCACCCAAGGUUCCAUGGCCAAAGUCACCUGAGUCAUGCUUCCCAGUGGCAGAGAGUAAUAGUGUGUUGACAGAGGGAGAAGAGAGUGAUGUAGAGAGCUGCAGGAGUGGCCUUGAACCUGGGGAGGUCCCAGUGGUUCCCAGUGGAAAGAGAAAUGGCCUCGAUGUCCUCAGUAGAAUAGAGGGAGAAACCAAAACUGCUAAAAGUUGGCGCCAUCCACUUAGUACGCCUCCAGCAAGGUCCCCGUUGACUCUGGUGAAGCAGCAGGCAGCAAGUGAUGAAGAUUUCCCAAACUUUGAUGUACUUACACUGAGGGAUUUUUCAUUUGCCUCACUCUCUCCUGAAUCUACAGCAAAUUGUGGCAUUCCAGAUGAGACUCAGAGUGGUGUACAACCUGAUUGUUGCAAAUCUAUUUUGACAUUUUUAAAAACAGAAUUGCCUGAGGUUCCAUCAAUUGAGGAGGAAGUGGAAGAAACAGAGUCUUGGGCAAAGCCUUUGGUCCACCUUUGGCAGACGAAAUCUCCAAACUUUGUGGCUGAACAGGAGUAUAACUCAGCCAUGGCCAGAAUGGAGCCACACUGUGCCAUCUGUGCUCUCCUUAUGCCGUACUACAAGCCAGAUAGCAGCAAUGAAGAAAAUGAUUCUAGAUGGGAGACAAAAUUAGACGAAGUGGUUACUCCGGGAGGAAAGACUAAGCCCCUCAUUCCAGAGAUGUGUUUUAUUUAUAGCGAAGAAAAUAUAGAAUAUUCUCCGCCUAAUGCCUUUCUGGAAGAGGAUGGAACAAGUCUUCUGAUUUCCUGUGCAAAGUGCUGCGUGCAGGUUCAUGCAAGUUGCUAUGGUAUCCCUUCUCACGAGAUAUGUGAUGGAUGGCUAUGUGCUCGGUGCAAAAAAAAUGCAUGGACAGCAGAGUGCUGUCUCUGCAAUUUGAGAGGGGGUGCUCUUAAGGAAACGAAGAACAAUAAGUGGGCCCAUGUCAUGUGCGCCGUUGCAGUCCCAGAAGUUCGAUUCACUAAUGUCCCAGAAAGGACACAGAUAGAUGUAGGCAGAAUACCUUUACAGAGGUUAAAAUUGAAAUGCAUCUUCUGCAGACACCGGGUUAAGAAGGCCUCUGGGGCCUGCAUCCAGUGUUCCUAUGGCCGCUGCCCAGCCUCCUUCCAUGUCACAUGUGCUCAUGCUGCUGGGGUGCUGAUGGAGCCUGAUGAUUGGCCAUACGUGGUGAACAUCACAUGCUUUCGACAUAAGGUCAAUCCAAAUGCGAUGAACAAACUGAGGCUGAUAAAGAUUCAAGAUCCCAAGAUCACACAGCUAAAGUCCAAGGCUGGCGAGAAGGGCAUCUCUGUGGGGCAGACGGUCAUCACGAAGCAUCGGAACACCCGGUAUUACAGCUGCAGAGUGAUCGCUGUAACAUCCCAGACCUUCUAUGAGGUCGUCUUUGAUGAUGGCUCCUUCAGCAGAGACACAUUCCCUGAGGAUAUAGUGAGCCGAGACUGUGUGAAACUGGGCCCUCCUGCUGAGGGAGAAGUUGUCCAAGUCAAGUGGCCCGAUGGCAAACUCUAUGGGGCAAAAUAUCUGGGAUCAAAUGUUGCCCACAUGUACCAGGUUGAAUUUGAAGAUGGAUCCCAGAUAGCAAUGAAGAGAGAGGACAUCUACACUUUAGACGAAGAGUUACCCAAGAGAGUGAAAUCUCGUUUUGUAAGUGCUGGCAAACACCCCUUGGGGAUCUGCCAUUCCACAGCCUCUGAUAUGCGAUUUGAAGACACAUUUUAUGGAGCAGACAUAAUCCAAGGGGAGAAAAAGAGACAGAGAGUGCUGAGCUCCAGGUUUAAGAACGAAUAUGUGGAUGACCCCGUGUACCGCACUUUUUUGAAGAGCUCUUUCCAGAAGAAGUGUCAGAAGAGACAGUAAUCUGCAUACACUGCUGAAGGCAACUGAGCAACUUGGGCCGGAAGAGGAAAGAUGAAGGGACAGCCUUGGGGCCAGUGAUGUGUUUCACUGGGGUAGGUGGCAGGGGUGUCUCUGACAGUGGAAAAUUAGGCAUGCUGGAGUUUGUCACCCAAACCACAGAGUACAAAUGUUACUAAUUGGACACAACAAUCUGAAAUCAUCCCCUCGUCCUGCUUUCACUUGUGAGCAACUGUCUUCAAUGAUCCCAAAGAACUUUUCUAAGUAAAAGGAAAUAAUAGUGAAUCACCCACCCAAAAAAAGCCACUGCCAGAGGAGGCAGGUCCCCACAUGUGACCUAAUCAGGCCCUUAGUCAGGAAACACAUGGAGACUUCUCUCUGCAAGCCCAGCAGGUGGGAACCUCCAUACCCAGGUAGGAGGGUGAUAAUUUAUAUAUUUUCCACAGUCAGGGAAGGACUCUCACUUAUUUGUCUUAAAUGGCAGUUUUUAUAAAACAUUUUUAAAACGCAAAUGGCCUGUCUUGUAAUGAGAUUUACCCGUGUGCUAUCUGUAAUUUCCCUUGUACAGAACUUUUACAUUUUUUUAUAUCCCUAUUACUUUUGAUUGUGUCUGAUGAGAACUGAGUUGUUGGCCUUUGUGAAAUUUUUGGCUCUUGAGAAAGAAUUCUUAUGAAUUGUAUGGGAAUUUUAUAUAUUUAAAGAGGGAGAUCUGGGGCUGUUAUUUUUAAACACUUUUUUUUCAUAAUAUUCUAA
Messenger RNA from Suricata suricatta (meerkat), 4206 nucleotides. RefSeq names its product lysine demethylase 4C (gene KDM4C). Bases 58 to 3456 code for a protein of 1132 amino acids. Gene Ontology annotation, biological process: chromatin remodeling. The transcript has 25 exons. Gene Ontology annotation, cellular component: nucleus. Gene Ontology annotation, molecular function: histone H3K36 demethylase activity; histone H3K9 demethylase activity. The record is from RefSeq and is a predicted model, not a curated record. NCBI's taxonomy places the organism in Eukaryota, Metazoa, Chordata, Mammalia, Carnivora, Herpestidae.